AUUCAGUCACCUGGACUGCUACAUAGAACAUCACCUCUCUUUUAGAUAGCUCACGAGAUGUUUAAUGUUAACUUGCCAAGCUUUUUCUUAGUCAUUUUGCUUAUCCAAUCGAGUUGCGCUAACGAAGACGAUGUCGAAGAUUCAAUGGAAUCCGAAUCUCAUGAAUCGGGCAUCGGUGAAAGCUCACCUCGAUUACCUGUGACUCCGUGGAGGCCUCAGUACUUUUACGGGCCAAUGUUGCCCCAACAUUCACCAGCUUUAAUUGCAAGGACUUUUCCUGCAUUUAUCCCAUUCACAAGCUGCACAUCGCCUAACAAAGAAACUGGUAUCUGCGCUGAGAGUGGGGCUUGUACCCGACUCGGCGGCCGGGCAAGCGGAGCGUGUCCAGAAGGCCGCAUUUGUUGCAUCAAUGUCGUCACUAACACAUGCGAUGAUGCGGAUCGUAAGGUCGUCACGCUGGACAACACGUAUUGGCUUUCACCGACGAUGGGGAUCAGUUCUUCGACGACCGGCUGUGCUCUGACUGUGAAAUUGGACGCCAAAUUAUCUGAACAGAGAAAAGCUGUUUGUCAAGUUCGCUUGAACUUUGUGCUGUUCACGAUCGCUCAGCCGGAUACGGAAUCCGUUUGUAAUACGGAUGCUUUCGAUGUAGUGGGAGCUUCUAAUAAGAUACCCACCAUUUGCGGAGAUAAUGGAGGACAGCACAUGUAUCUGAAUGUGCCAUCAUCUGCCACCUCUCCGACUGACCUACAGUUGUCGUUCAACUUCGGGACGGAUUCGAAUCCCGUGCGUGCCUGGAACAUCUUGAUUUCCAUGAUUCCGUGUGACUCUCCUAAUCUCGCACCACUUGACUGUCUGCAAUAUUUCACCGGACGUUCGGGGACUGUCAGUUCGUUCAACUGGAGAGAUGUAGCUGGAACGGACACCCGUCAAUUAGCCAAUCAAGAUUACAGCAUCUGUUUCAAAACUAUACCGGGCUCUAGGAGGACUUUGUGUUUAGCUCCGUGCACGGUAACGUCCGCUUCUUUGGCGUUCAGCAUCAGCGUGUCAAGAACUGCAGGCGCUGUGGCUUCUCCUGCUGGUAGCAGCCAACUCCGGCCAAUCAAUUGCGAGAAGGAUUAUCUCGUUAUCCCAGGCGGUUUUAAUGUUGGCAAUCCGCCGAGCGUGAACACCAUGGCAUUCGAUCGUUUCUGCGGAGAGAACCUAAACGCCAAUGCGGAAGUAACUGCGUUGACGUCAGUUUGCACUACUGCUACGCCGUUUAGGUUGUUGUACCGCACAAGUGAUGACGAGACGGAAGACAAAACGGCCGGUGUAGUUGACCGAGGAAACCUUGGAUUCUGUCUCACUUUCCGCAAUCAAUAAUUCUCUUUUUUUUUU
Messenger RNA from Daphnia carinata, 1380 nucleotides. RefSeq lists its product as uncharacterized. Lineage: Eukaryota; Metazoa; Arthropoda; Branchiopoda; Diplostraca; Daphniidae. Bases 58 to 1365 code for a protein of 435 amino acids. The transcript is spliced from 8 exons. The record is from RefSeq and is a predicted model, not a curated record.